AUGAAGGAAAAUGCGGUUCUGCAGUUUGUUGUACACGAUGAACAGCAGCCAUUAUUAUUAGGAUUAGAAUUGGAUGGUAAUACGAAUGAAUUGCUAUCAAUAAUUAAUAACAUGAUACCGAGAGAGGAUGUAAAUGAUGAUCAGGAUGAAUUUUUAAUAUUUGAUAAUUUUGAUUUUAAUUUACAGUCGCCGAAUAAUUUGAAUUCGAAAAGUGGAAAUGAUACCCUUAUGAAUAAUAGUGAUUCUACUUUUAAUGCUACAAAUAAUUAUUUAUUUAACAAUGUGAGAGUAGAGGAAGGGAAGAACAAUGAGGAUGAAUCUGAUUUAAUAUUUCCCAAACAGUUAUGUCUUCCAACUGGAAUGACAAUAAUUUGCAACAAUAUGGAAGAGUAUAAACUGUUUAGGACAAUAUGUAAGGAUCAAGAGACUGGGGAUUUUAUACCUAUUGUACAGGAAACUAAACCACCACCAUCAGUUCUCAAACGAAUGGAAGAAAGAAGGAAGGAAUUAUCUUUAAGGAAUAAUCAAAAUAAUCAAAAUAAUCAACAUAAUAGGGAGAGUCAUUUAAUGAAUCGGGGUUGUGAAACCUCACAAGAUGAAAAAGAAACUUGA
Naegleria gruberi is the source of this 612-nucleotide messenger RNA. RefSeq lists its product as uncharacterized. The record is from RefSeq and is a predicted model, not a curated record. The coding region runs from base 1 to 612 and encodes 203 amino acids. NCBI's taxonomy places the organism in Eukaryota, Heterolobosea, Eutetramitea, Acrasida, Naegleriidae. The transcript has a single exon.